This is a messenger RNA of Lagopus muta (rock ptarmigan), 2164 nucleotides long. It is a transcript of the gene BAAT, whose product is annotated as bile acid-CoA:amino acid N-acyltransferase. Bases 604 to 1857 code for a protein of 417 amino acids. Gene Ontology annotation, biological process: fatty acid metabolic process; acyl-CoA metabolic process. NCBI's taxonomy places the organism in Eukaryota, Metazoa, Chordata, Aves, Galliformes, Phasianidae. Gene Ontology annotation, cellular component: peroxisome. The transcript is spliced from 4 exons. The record is from RefSeq and is a predicted model, not a curated record. Gene Ontology annotation, molecular function: fatty acyl-CoA hydrolase activity.
GGUGGGAGCACCUUCACUGUGUUGCAGCGCAAGUGAGCACACUGCAGCCUCCUGCCUGCUCUUUUAGGCUGGGAGACAGUAGGGAGGUGGGAGGAAUGAAGGAGUUGAGCUGGAAGCCCAUGUGUACCUCUUCACAGUUGUAGGUAAAUUUCUUGCCUUACGAGCGCCUAUUUCUGCGUUCUUCCUGCUGGUCGUGUUUCCCUGUGCUGCGCUGAACGAGCAGUUGCUGGAGGGAGCCAUCCCACACACCCUGGGCAGAGGGAAGCACGGGCAGUUAACUGGAUGCAACAUUUGUGUGUUCUCCACUGGGGCAGGCGGAGCUCCCCGCUGCUGCAUCCCCACCCCUAGUAGGGGAAAGGCUGAGGAGCCUGCCAUGGGGCGGGGCAGAACUGUGGGUCAUCAGCCUCGCGGCUGCAUUCUUGUUGCUUCCUGGGUUAAUGAUUGCUGGGGUGGCGAGGUGCUGCCAGUCUCCAGCACGCAGUAAUUGACCUCACCUUCGCCUGCUCUGCGGGGGUAAGAGGGGCUUGGGUCUUCUCUACGUGGCUUUGGGGCACGCGGAAGGUUUUCCAGUGUGGUGUGUGGGUGCACCCCACCAGGUGCACCAUGGUGGAGGUGACGGUGACGCCGAGCUCCUCGCUGGCUGACCAGAUGGUGCAUGUGGUGGUUUCUGGACUGGCUCCCUGGCAGUUGGUGACUCUGCGUUCCUGGCUGAUGGAUGAGCAUGGCGAGCGCUUCCAAGCACGUGCCUUCUACCGCUCGGAUGAGGAGGGCACGGUGGAUGUGGGGCGGCACGCUGCCCUGGGGGGCAACUACAGCGGCGUCUGGCCCAUGGGACUCUUCUGGUUCCUGCAGCCUGACAACCUCUUCAAGCGCCUGGUGAAGCGUGAUGUGAUGGGCAGCCCCUUCCUCAUCCACCUGGAGGUGUUUGACGGCCUCCGCCUGGUGUCGGUGCAGCAGGAUGAGCCUCUGGCCACCUGCACCGCCGAGCGGUGGUACGUGGGCCCUGGUGUGCAGCGGGUGCCCAUCCGCGAAGGGAGGGUGCGGGGGGCCCUGCUGCUGCCACCAGGCCCAGGGCCCUUUCCAGCAGUGAUCGACUUGUUUGGGGGUGCGGGUGGUCUCAUUGAGUUCCGGGCUGGGCUGCUGGCCAGCCGGGGCUUUGCAGUGCUGGCCUUGGCUUUCUUCGCCUACGAGGACCUCCCCAAAGGCCUAACCCAGCUCGACCUGGACUAUUUCGAGGAGGCUGCCAAGCUGCUCCUGCAGCACCCGAAGGUGCGAGGCCCAGGGCUGGGUGUCAUUGGUGUGUCCAAAGGGGCUGAGGUGGCUCUGGCCAUGGCCGCCUUCCUCCCGCAAGUGGUGGCCACAGUGUGGAUCAACGGCACGACCUUCCUGUAUGGCAACCCCCUGCUCUACAAGGGCCUCCGCAUCCCUUCCAUCCCGUACCAGACCGAGCGCAUGCUCUUCACCGAGCUGGGUGCCAUGGACAACUCGGCCAUCUUCGCUGACCCACGCAGCCCAGCCUGCAGCUCCUCGGCCAUCCCGGUGGAGAAGAUCCAAGGCAAGGUCCUCUUUGUGGUGGGUGAGGCCGAUCGCAGCUUCAACAGCAAACUCUUCGCCCAGCUGGCCGCGGAACGCCUGCCGCAGGACGCCUACCGCCUGCUGUCCUACCCUGGGGCUGGCCACCUCAUCGAGCCUCCCGGCUCACCCCUCUGCAGCAUCUCCAGCCUGCGUGGCAACCCUCUGCCUGUGGUGUGGGGCGGAGAGCCCCAGCCCCAUGCCAGGGCUCAGCAGCACUCGUGGCAGGAGAUUGUGCAGUUCUUGGAGCUGCACUUGAGCCCUGCUCCUGCUAUCAAGUUGUGAGCUGCUCAAUAAAGGCAAUGGUUGUACCGGGGGGCACGUUGGGAGUUAAUGAGUCUUGGUGGAGGUUAAUGAGGCCCCUUCACUCGGGGUGUGAGUGUGCUGGGCAAGGAGCAGCAGCGGUCACGUUUCCUGUGCUCAGCCCCAAAGUGGGAUUUUACAUCUGGAGUUGCUCUCCAAGAAAAGAGAAGACUGAGCCCAAGUCUUGUUGAGCCAUGCUCUCUUCCUGCUGAGCUGAAUGUCUCCAUGCAGUCCUGGCUCAGAAAUCAUCCUUUAUCCUCCCAUGGAAGGGGAAUGUUGCCCCAUGGGU